AUGGCGACCGAUUUGAAGGAGCUCUACCCUGACAAGGAGAUCACUCUUGUGCAUUCUCGCGAUUGUCUGAUGCCUUUGUAUCACAGCAAAAUUCACGAGGUCCUCAAAUCUCGACUUGAAGAAUUGGGUGUCAAACUUAUCACUGGAACGCGCGCCGUGUUUCCUCCUGCCAAUCUCGAUCAUGACGAUACGAAGGUUGUCUUGAGGCUCACAAAUGGUCAGGAACUCGUAGCCGAUCUUGUCAUUCCUGCAACAGGGCAAAAGCCAAACAACGGGUUUAUCAAUGUACUACCUACGCUUCAGUUCAAGGAUCCGGCGUACCCCAAACUUUUUGCCGCUGGUGACAUUGCCGAUACGGGAGCACAAAAAGCUGCUAAGCCUGGCGUGGUACAGGCGCAGGUGGCGGCCCGGAAUGUUGUCGCCAUGAUCGAGGGUCGGAGUCCUGUGGAAAGAUUCUCAGUCAGACCACCGGGACUCCAUAUGUCUAUAGGACUGAAAAAGAACAUGAAAUUCAUAAAUCCUAACGUUGAAGCUGGGGAGACGGAGCCUACCGUCAUUAUGCGAGACGAUGGUAAAGAUGAUUUGGGUAUCGAACGUGUCUGGAAACGUCGGGGCAUCAAUGUUACUGAUCCGAGGGAUUAUCAUUUGUAA
Molecule: messenger RNA, 651 nt
Organism: Colletotrichum graminicola M1.001
Lineage: Eukaryota; Fungi; Ascomycota; Sordariomycetes; Glomerellales; Glomerellaceae
Exons: 5
Coding region: 1-651 (216 amino acids)
Cellular component (GO): cytoplasm
Molecular function (GO): electron-transferring-flavoprotein dehydrogenase activity; flavin adenine dinucleotide binding
Source: RefSeq, a predicted model, not a curated record